This is a messenger RNA of Didymosphaeria variabile, 1866 nucleotides long. RefSeq names its product sister chromatid cohesion protein 1 (gene MCD1). The coding region runs from base 1 to 1866 and encodes 621 amino acids. The record is from RefSeq and is a predicted model, not a curated record. Lineage: Eukaryota; Fungi; Ascomycota; Dothideomycetes; Pleosporales; Didymosphaeriaceae. Gene Ontology annotation, cellular component: synaptonemal complex; cohesin complex. Gene Ontology annotation, biological process: mitotic sister chromatid cohesion; replication-born double-strand break repair via sister chromatid exchange; synaptonemal complex assembly. Gene Ontology annotation, molecular function: chromatin binding; protein binding. The transcript is spliced from 3 exons.
AUGUUUUAUCCUUCCGAAUUGCUGCAGCGCUCUGGGCCGCUCGCCCACGUCUGGCUUGCGGCCAAUGCUGAGAAGAAGCUCACCAAGCAGCAAGUUCUGCAGGACAAGAUUGAGCAAGACAUCAACGAGAUCAUGCGCCCUCAGGCACCUUUCUCGCUGCGCCUGAGUGGUUCAUUGAUGUUUGGCGUGGUGCGCAUCUACAGCAGAAAGGCGCGCUAUCUGCUAGAUGAUUGCACCGACGCGCUUUGGAGAAUCAAGAUGGCAUUCAAGCCUGGAAACAUCGAUUUGCCCGCUAACUCUCAUGUUGCGAACCCCGCGGCACUUAUGCUGGCCGAUGCUAUCACCGACAUUGACCUCCUUGCGCCAAUGCCUGACCCCUCAUUGCUACUGUCUCAGUCUCUGGACUUACAGAACCUGGGUCUUCCCAACCUCGGUGCCGAUUGGGAUAUGGACAGCAGUCAAUUCCUUUCUGGCAGCAUCGAACAACCCCGACGCGCAGAACCGGAGAUCUUGGACGAUUCUGACGACUUGGGCUUGGAUCUUGGAGAAGACUUCGACGUCCCCCUUCCAUUGGAUGAAGGCACCAGUAUCGAAAUAGGGCGUGACGCGCCGGCUGCGCGACCUUUGGAAGAAGAGUUUGGAACCGAACUUGGAGGAAAAGGAGCCGAGUUGGAAGAGCCCGAAGAUCUUGGACUUGAUAUGGGCGACGACCUUACCGAAAUACCUGGCCGACCCGACAUUACCAUCACGGACACGGACGUUCCUAUGGGCGGCAUGACUGAGUUGGGCGAUUUUGAUGAACCAAUUAUCCCAGAAGAGGAGCCGGCGCGCGAGCGCUCAGCGUCGCCCCUUUCAGAACUUGGUGAAGAUGAAGAACGCGCCCUAGAACAGGAGGUGAGCGUUUUCCAACCUGCAGCCGAGCAGGAGGAAGAGGAAGAGCAGCACCAAGCCCGCGCCAAACGACGAAGGGUCAUCCAGCAAGACGCUCAGACGCAGCUGUCUACCACGGAAAUUCGUGAACAACAGAACAACCGCGAGCAAAUCCUCAAACCUGCUUCAUUCUUACCCCGCGAUCCGCUCCUGAUGGCUCUCAUGAACAUGCAAAAAUCAGGCGGCUUUGUGUCCAGCAUUCUUGGAGAUGGCCGAAGCCAAGGUUGGGCGCCAGAGCUCCGAGGCAUCCUCUCGCUGGAGGUCGUGUCUCGUCCUGCGCAAAAGCGAAAGCGUGAUAGUGGUGUCGCCGCUACCGCCGACGAAGGACGUGCAUCUGCUGAGCCGACACCUCAGCUGGAGUUCGAAGAGGAUCAGCUUAUUGUUGAAGAAGGGGACGGACUUGGUGGCGACAUUUCCAUUCGUGAAGAUGAGGAGCAUAUCCAACUGCCUGAGGACGAGCCCGGUUUCAUUCCUCAAGAAGAAGAGGAGGACGUAUUCUCUCCCAUCCCGGACAACUUUGAUGAUACAACGGCUCCUAUCCUCCAUCCUGCAGAUAGCGGUGUUGUAUCCCUAGAGACCAAGCACGCUGUCCACCUUCUACGACAAGUCUUUGGCGACGCGGCCGAGACGAGUGAGGAAGAACGCAGGAACACAGCCCCCGACAUCGCCCGCAUGUUCAACGAGAUCCUCGUCCUUGGCACAAAAGACGCCAUCAAAGUUGAGCAGCAGACCACCGACAACGAGCUCGGCGGACCCAUCCGCAUCCGUGCCAAGCGCGGCCUCUGGGGCUCAUGGGCAGAGACCGAUGUCUCCGGCGCCGAGGCCAUCAAGUCGGCGGCCGCAGCAGAGGCUGGACCUUCUGUUAGAGACGACACUCAGACGACUGCUACGUCUGCAGCACCUAUCCCUUCGGCUGAGAUCGCUGUAGAAGCAUAG